Molecule: messenger RNA, 924 nt
Organism: Coccomyxa subellipsoidea C-169
Lineage: Eukaryota; Viridiplantae; Chlorophyta; Trebouxiophyceae; Coccomyxaceae
Exons: 6
Coding region: 1-924 (307 amino acids)
Source: RefSeq, a predicted model, not a curated record
AUGGCUGUGGGCCACUCACAGUACAGGAGCAAAGAUGUCUGGAAGGCAAAGAGCUUAAGGAGCGCGUUUGGGAUGCAGUGCCUGGCGUCUCUGCACACAGCUCCAGCCUGCGGCUUUGGCAGCUCAAUCCGAGAAGCAGGUUCCAAGACUUACAUAUCUCCAGAGGCGGACAGGGCCCUGUGCAAAUCCCAGGGAGGCAAUAAUUCCCAGGGUCCCAUCUACAAAGUACCGGCUGCCCUUGGAAAGCAGUGUCUGUCAACAAUGACUACUGCGCCCAACCUUGGCUUUGGGUCUGCCAAGAGACCCAGCAUGGCACAGAAGGCCGCAGCCCCCGGCCCUGGAGCCUACAAGCUCAAGCCAGCGCUAGGCAGCCAGUAUGAGUCGACCAAGGCCAGCGCGGCGGUCGUGCAUUUCCCAGGGGCUCAGAGGGAUGCAGCAGAGAAGAUCUUCAUCUCCCUGGAGCAUGAGAAGAGCGGUUUUGGGAAGGAGUCCCCUGGGCCGUCUGCCUACAACGUGGGCAGCAGCCUCCUGAAAAAGGGCUCUUCCCCUCUGACGCUGAAGGGUGGGCCGCGCUUCAGCGACCCGGCCGCCAAGGCGGCGGCCGGGCUGCCCGGCCCCGGGCACUAUUCUUUGCCCGUCUCGGUCGGCCGCCCCCAGCCAGUAUCCACCAGACCCAACAAGCCCAUCGUUGGCUUCCCCAAGGCACAGCGGGACGCCAGCAAAAAGAUGUACAUCUCCCCGGAUCACGAGAAGAGCAACUACGGGGUGGGUUCCCCCGGGCCCGGCACGGCCGCGCCGUCCAGAGGCAUUGGGCGACAGCAGCUGUCCACCCACAGAAGCAUGCCUGCCUGGGGCUUUGGUACCGCCAAGGGAGCCACCAGCAACUUCAGCGACACCCCUGGACCGGGCGAGUACUUUGCAUGA